Molecule: messenger RNA, 925 nt
Organism: Hevea brasiliensis (rubber tree)
Lineage: Eukaryota; Viridiplantae; Streptophyta; Magnoliopsida; Malpighiales; Euphorbiaceae
Product: GATA transcription factor 15
Exons: 3
Coding region: 235-729 (164 amino acids)
Biological process (GO): regulation of DNA-templated transcription
Molecular function (GO): zinc ion binding; sequence-specific DNA binding
Source: RefSeq, a predicted model, not a curated record
GGGUUUUUGGUGCAUAUCCACCACCGCCGAGAGGGAAAGCACGCUCUGUCGGCUUCGUACUCUCUGUUUCCUCCAUAUUUGCUCUGCUUAUUUUCUAUCUAAAUCAGUCUUCCUAUUCAAGAAAUGAUUAUAACUAGACUGAGUCACUGCCUUGUCUAUAUCUCUCUCUCCAUUAGAACAGCCCCUUAGCCACCUCUCCCUCACUCACACUUUUCUACGAAGGAAAAAGCGAGGAUGGUAAUUGGCGUGAUGGAUGAUCUUGGUGAAAAGAAAUCAUUGCACGAUGAUGAACAGGACAAGAGUAUGAUCAAGAAUGCUUGUACCGUCUGCAAAACUACCAAGACACCCUUGUGGAGAAGUGGACCUGCUGGGCCCAAGUCACUGUGCAACGCUUGUGGGAUCAGAUACAGAAAGAGACGAAGAUCAAUUUUGAGGUUAGACGAGGAUUCAGAGAAGAAAAAGAGAAGCCAUUGCACCACCCUCACAAGUACCGCUGUAAAUAGCAGCACCAGUGCGACCUCGGUCAAUGGCGUUAAUGGUAAUGAAUUGGGGGAGUCAUUGAAGAUAAGACUAAUCGUAGAGGGUGGGAAAAGGAAAUUUGAAAUAUCAUCAGUUGUAAAGAAACAGACCUGCCAGCGGAGAAGGGAGCUGGAAGAAGAAGAACAGGCUGCUUUUUCUUUAAUGGCAUUGUCUUGUGAUUCUUUUUUUGCAUGUAAUAGGAAAAGAUAAAAUACAGAGUGGAUUUGAUGUUAAACUGCAAACCAACCCUGCCCCGCAUACCUUUUCUUUGUCCUUUUUAGAUUAUCAUCCAUGACCUUUCUUCUUCUUCUUCUUCUUCUCCAUUUUCAGAGGAAGAUGGUGAAGAAUGGUGAUAUCGUGUGUACACAGAAUUUUCUGAAUAAUGAAGGAAUAUAUGUUUCUCAGA